AACACACAGACAGAAGCAGAUUGGAAAUAAACGUUGCUGGACUGGGGUCACCGGGAGCAGGGUUGAAGAUCUCUGUAGUACACUAUGUAGUGUGGAGUGAGGUGAAUGCGUCGCGCGCUGCAGGGGUUAAUGAGCGCGUGCGUCACAGACUGAGCGCAUCCAACUUUCAAUAUGACGCUCUUCUCAGCGAGCGAUGAACGCGUCGGACUGACUGAAUGAGACAUGAAGGACCGCACACAAGAGCUCAAACAUGGAAAAGAACCAGAAGAGGUGGACAAGGUGGCUGUCAGCAUUGAAAAUGGUUUCAUGGAAGAGUUCUUUGAGCAGGUAGAUGAGAUUCGAGGGUUCACGGACUCUCUGGCAGAGAAAGUAGAAGAAGUGAAAAUAAACCACAGCGCCAUCCUGGCCUCUCCAAACCCAGACGAGACAACAAAAGUGGAUUUGGAGGAGUUGAUGACAGAUAUCAAGAAGUUGGCUAAUAAAGUGCGCUCCAAGUUAAAAAAUAUCCAGCAGACCAUAGAACAGGAAGAGGCACUAAACCAAUCAAAAAAUCCAUCAGCUGAUCUGAGGAUACGGAAAACACAGCACUCCACCCUGUCACGUAAAUUUGUGGAGGUGAUGAUGGAAUAUAAUGCAACGCAAUCAGAUUACAGGGAGCGCUGUAAAGGACGGAUACAGAGACAGCUGGAGAUCACGGGAAGAAAUACAACAAAUGAGGAGUUGGAGACCAUGUUAGAAAGUAACAACCCCUUGAUCUUCACUUCAGGGAUCAUCAUGGAGUGCAACAUCAGUGAACAGGCCAUGAAUGAGAUUGAGACGCGACACAAUGAAAUCAUCAAGCUGGAGAACAGCAUCCGUGAGCUGCAUGAUAUGUUCAUGGAUAUGGCCAUGCUGGUGGAGAGCCAGGGAGAGUUAAUAAACAAUAUAGAGAAGAAUGUCUGCAGUGCUCAGGAAUAUGUGGAAAAGGCCAAAGAGGAAACCAAAGCAGCUGUCAAAGUCCGGAAAUCUAGCAGGACGGGUUUGUAACAGAAGGAAUUGAUGACCAGAUUUUCAUUUCUGGAAGUUGAUCCUGAUAGGCGGCUGUGUGUCCGUCUGUCUUCUCAUCCUCAUCAUCUCUCUAGCCAUUGGAUUGAGCUAAACAAGACACUCUGCUGUCUGUGUGCUGCUUGUGACAGACAGGAACUCAGGACCAUCUAUUUGUGAUAUAGCCGAUAGAUUCAGUCAAUUUUGUUAAAAACAAAAAGUCACAGACUUGCUGGGAAAUUACAUACAGACUGAGUGUUUACACGUACUAAAAGAUAAAUGAGAUGGUACGUCAAAUGAUCUGUGAUGUACAGUGUUUAGAAAAAGUAUUCACUUUCUGGAACGUUGUGUUAUUGUUUUACAAUAACUUGAUGACUUUUUUUUUUGUAAUUGAUCAAGAAAAUACUCAAAGAAGGCAGACAUUAUUCUGUUUACAGAAGCAGACAUGAAUAUCAGCAUAACACAGUGAAAUGUAAGAUGUAAGUAGCUAAACAUUUCAUAUCUGACAACCCCGAGGUACAAAAUAUUAAAUGACCGACCGUAAAUCCAGGAAUGCAAGCAAUUCAACAGAAGCUGUUCUCAGCAUAUUAAAUUUAAGAUUUCUCCCCCACUAACACAGAGGACAAUGAAAAAGGCUGACAUGGUUUAAAGCUACUGUUGUCCCAUUUUUGCCUUCUCAGCAUCUUAAAAUGCACAUAUGUAGAUGAUGGGAAUCUAAACUUUUCCCAGGGCAUAUGCCUGCCAAACCCCUCAUGAACACUCAGCUUUUAGACCUCAGUUUUUCUAAAACUUGUGUACAGCCAUGAAUGCCAUCUGAGUUUUUUGCAGUGUUAACUGUCCUCAUGGUGUAAGUUUUGCCUCAAUGCCUAACCUUCCAGACAGAGGUGAAUCUACACUGCGAUUAGUGGCUAGAUAUUGAUUACACACGUAUGAUUGUCAUUUAGCUAUAUAUGUCACUAAUAUGAAAUCCAUUUCUUGCACCAGUGAUAUAUUUUGUGCUCCAUACUACUGAGGGUGAAUACUUUUUAUAGGCACUUUUUAUUUCUUCGCCUCUGUUAAGUGUUAUGUACCGCUGUCUGCUCAGCAUUGUGGCAUGAUUGUAAACAGUAAACAGUGUUAUGCAUUUGCUACACUCCUUACCUUCAACAUAACGCCAUCAUGGAGAGCAGUGUUGAGCUGAUUGUCGUUUACUCUUAAAACCUAAACUCUGACAUUAGACCACACCGGACCAAACAGAUUACAGCAGUGUAUAUGUUUUGUAAAUUCAUCUGUAAUAUGAUAUGUCAUACUGAAUGAAAAGCCCAGCAUCCUCAAACUGCUCUCCACCAAUCUUUAGGCAUGCAAUGAUAUUUCUGCUUGGGUCAUGAUAGUAACUCUUCACUUCUACUUUUCUUGCUGCCCGGAAUGUUUUCUUUAUUUUUACCUUUGAUUUUUUUCUUAAACUUGUCCAAAUACAGAAGAAAAUCAUUGUUAUUAUCUGUUGUGUGCUGCUUGGAAUCGUUGUUGCUUCUGUCAUUGGUGGUGUGUCCUGAAUGACACACACAGAGCGUGGUGUGUUUAGAGCGGAUAAUAAGGAGAAUAGUUGUUUCAGGUCAUGUUCUGUUCUGUGUGAGUUUUUGCGGUGUGUUAAGGCUGGAAUAUACUACAUGACUUACACUCUGUAUCAUACACGUACUGAUUUUGUAAAGGUUUACAGAAAAACUGAGCAUCAUACAUUAAACGACUGAGGAUCUCACACUACCUUUCAAGUCGUUCUGAACAAAGACGUGCGCUUCAUUGCUAUGCCAUCCAAUGCAUGACAAAGGAAAACAAUGCAUGUUCUAAAAAUUGCUCAAUAAGUGAUUUUCUGUGAAAUCUGUCAACACCAACUGUCCAACAUCUGCAGGCUGGCUAUGACUUUCAUCAAGUAGUGUUGACUCAUCAAACCUGAGCAAAAGUCACGUAGUGUUUUCUAGCCUUUAUUCUGGCUGUUGCAUAAUUGUAUUUUUUUUAAGACUCUGAACAAAACAAAAUGUAGCGUCUGUCAUUGUGUCAUUGUGAGGCUCUUUGAAGCAAACAUAUUCUCUUAAUCUGUAACGAUAAACAAAAAGCCGAGUGUUUACCCAGAUAGCAAGAGCGCAGGUGAAAACCAUUGAAUCAGUGUUAAAACUAGUUGAUUUUUCAAUGUUAAUGGCAUUGAAUUAAUAUAACUUUUGCACCCACAAUUAAUGUUGAAAAAAUGUUGAAAUUUCAACAAACGACCAUUAUUAUGCUCAGUGUUUGCUUUAGUUGGGCUCUUGACUCUUGCUUUUCAUUAAGUUAAUUCUUCUUCAGUGCUUACAAUAGUGUUUCAACAUAAACACAUGCAUUAAUAAAGAAAGAGAUAUUUUAAAGUUAAAUUGGAGUAGAUUACUUUUUGUGAUGGGUGUCAAGCAGUAAUAAAGUUGACUAAUAAUAUUGUCAACUAAUAAACUGAGCUUUCAUUACUGAUGUAAAUGUUUUGUUUCACAAAUGCAAAGAUACUGUGACAAAAUACACAGAAAGAUUUAGACAUUAACACUCAACAACGGUGGCAAUCCUCAAACUAAUUCAGAUAAACAGAUGCAUGCUGGGAGUCAUGAAUGAGUUUUGUUCUAUGUUGAUACCCAGCAUGCAUUUCAGCAUAAAAUUUUCUUUUGUUGAUUUUCACCAUUGUUGAGUUUCAUACGCUGAUUCUUGAUGUCUAAUUGAUUCAUCAACUUAUUAUUAUUUUUUUUUGUAUUUUCUGUUAAUUCAGAUGACAGCCAUACCACUGCUUUAAUCUCACAUUGUAGUUUCACACAUUAUUCAUACAUAAAAAAACACAAACACUGAUCACAAUAAUGGUGCUUUUUUGAAAUUUCAACAUUUUUUCAACAUUAGUUGCAGGUGCAAAAGUGAUUUUGAUCCAAUGUAAUUAACACUGACAAAUCAACAUUUUUUUAAACAUUGAUUCAGUGGUUGAUUGCUAUCAGGGUAGUUAUUGCUGAUGAACCACUAGUCUUCUUUAAACUGCAAAUAAAGAUGUGUUUGUUUUAUUCUGCUGAAAAUAACCUGAUUGUUGCAAGUAAAGUUCCAGUUUAUUCACACCUCAGAUUGUUUCCAGAUGUUUGUUUGCUUGAUAUACUGUACACGCGUGAAUGUGUAAAGAAAACAUACAUUACUAUGGUUUUAAAGACCAUAACCAAAGUGCAUGAGCCUGUAUAGUCUGUAUGCUGUUCGCUUUCAUACGACGCCUUCUCCAUCUGCCCUGUGAGUAACAUUUUGAGUUUGUAUAUGAACAUGCACAAUCUUGACUGCAUCUUAAAUGACUCGUGACAAAAAAAGAAAUGCAGCACUAAUGAUAACAGUCAGAACAAGACACUGCC
Messenger RNA from Onychostoma macrolepis, 4388 nucleotides. It is a transcript of the gene stx1a, whose product is annotated as syntaxin 1A (brain). The record is from RefSeq and is a predicted model, not a curated record. Gene Ontology annotation, cellular component: SNARE complex; endomembrane system; plasma membrane. Gene Ontology annotation, molecular function: SNARE binding; SNAP receptor activity. Gene Ontology annotation, biological process: exocytosis; synaptic vesicle fusion to presynaptic active zone membrane; intracellular protein transport. The transcript is spliced from 11 exons. The coding region runs from base 223 to 1026 and encodes 267 amino acids. Lineage: Eukaryota; Metazoa; Chordata; Actinopteri; Cypriniformes; Cyprinidae.